Molecule: messenger RNA, 7219 nt
Organism: Xyrauchen texanus (razorback sucker)
Lineage: Eukaryota; Metazoa; Chordata; Actinopteri; Cypriniformes; Catostomidae
Product: PR domain zinc finger protein 2-like
Exons: 8
Coding region: 63-5318 (1751 amino acids)
Biological process (GO): regulation of transcription by RNA polymerase II
Cellular component (GO): nucleus
Molecular function (GO): histone methyltransferase activity; protein binding; DNA-binding transcription factor activity, RNA polymerase II-specific
Source: RefSeq, a predicted model, not a curated record
UCUUCAACCUCAAGGCCUAUGUAACAGUGUCACAUCAGAGAGGCCUCUUGCAAUGUAAUGUAAUGGCUUUGCCUCGAGAAGCAUAUGAAACCUUGGAUGACAUCCCAGUCCAUGUGUGGAGAGGGCUGCCAAACAGCAUGAAGCUGAGACCAUCAGCUGUCAACCCAAAUCGGAUUGGUGUCUGGGCAUCUAGACGAAUACCUAAAGGCAAACGUUUCGGGCCAUUUGUAGGAGAACGAAAGAAGAGAUCUCAAGUGACAAGUAAUGUUUACAUGUGGGAGGUUUAUUUUCCAACCUGGGGGUGGAUGUGUGUGGAUGCCACAGAUCCAGUUAAGGGAAAUUGGUUGCGCUAUGUGAACUGGGCACGCUCCUCUCAAGAGCAAAACCUUUUUCCACUGGAGAUCAACAGAGCAAUUUACUACAAAGUGUUAAGGCCAAUCGGACAAGACGAAGAACUUCUCGUGCGGUACAAUGGGGAAGACAAUCCAGAGAUAGCAGCUGCAUUAGAGGAAGAAAGGACUAGCAACCUGAACAAGAAGAGUUCGCCCAGAGCAAAGCAAGCAAGGAGGAGGCUGUUGGGAAAAACCAGACAAGCUGAUUUGGGUGUAUUCCCUGAAACAAAGAAUUUGAGUGCCACUGAAUCCUCAAUCACAGAUAUGCGGGACUCAGAGGAAGGGCUUAAUGGAGAAGAAAGACUCACAUCGCCAUCAGAGUUGAAACAGGAGACUCCAGCCUCCCAGUCAUCCUCCACAGAGAGAGAAAACCUUGCGGAGUCUCAUGCUGCUACUACAACAGAAAUAAGCCAGAGGGAAGGAUUGGAUGAGGACAGUGCAGAGGCUGAUGGACCGCUGCAGCAGCUACAGUUAUAUCAGAGCCCACAGCACCCCUCUGAGGUAGAGUCAGUUGAUGGGAAUGAAAAAUCUAACCUGCAACUACAUUCUGGCAGUCAUGCAGAAGAAAGCUCCAAGAGUCCAAAAUGUGAUAUGGAGUGUGUAUCCUCUUUAGCGAAUCCUGAGUUGGAGGCAGAAGGGGAUUUUGAUGAUGACACCCAGGAAGGAACUUACCCUUGUCAGCACUGUGAGCGUCAUUUCUCCACCAAACAGGGCCUAGAGCGCCACACUCACAUUCACACUACUUCAAACCAUCAAACUCAUACUUUUAAGUGCAGGUACUGUACUAAGCCCUUUGGCUCUCAGGUAAGCAGGCGCAGACAUGAGCGAAGACAUGAGAAUGGGAGUAAAGCAUUAAAUAGGCCUGGAUCAUACACCGGAAUGCCGUUUCUCCACAGUCCCUCUACACCCAAUGAUUCUGCUACCUCUAGCGGUGUGUCGUCUCCAAGCCAUGUUGUCAUUAUAAGCACACAGAAUGGACCACCUCAGCAAAGCUCUGACAGUUUAAAAAAAGAGCCUGGUGCUGAUUCUGACAGACCUUUUAUAUUGGAUGAAAAUGGAGAGUCAAAAGAGCUUCAUCCUUGUAAGUACUGUAACAAGGCUUUCGGCACACACACCAACAUGCGCAGACACCAGCGCAGAAUCCACGAGCGGCAUCUUAUGCCAAAAGGUGUUCGGAGGAAAGGUAUGCUCUUGCAGGAUAGCUCUUCCCAGCAACAACUACAACCACAGCAACAUGAACAAGGACAUCCUGUUUUGCUUCAGGAAGAGUCACCAAGUGCCAGUCCACCACCUAUUUAUGUGCCCAGUGUGGACACCGAGGAUGAGGGUGAGAGAGAGGAGUGUAUGGUUGAUAUCUCCAACAACAUUUCUGAAAAUCUCAGCCAUUACAUAGAUGGAAAGCUUCCGUCCACUAGCACAGUGAGCAACUGUGAGGUCAUAGAAGUUGAUUCAAGCACGGCAGCGAUGUUUGGCCUUGAUGCUCUUAUUCUAAAUCCAAAACAAAUAAGUCAUGCUCUGAAAGUUGACACACGGACUUGUCCAGUGAAAGAAAUGUCAUGUGUAGGUCAGUCAGUUUCUAGAAGACGAACUGCCACACCCCCAUUGCUUCCUGCAGUGAAAGUGGAGGCAGAAACGGUUUCCUCUUCUUCUUCCCUGUCCUCCCCUUCCUCUCAGUCGCCUUUGUUGGUAGGAAACAUAUUCUCCCAGUCGACAGAAAUGGUAGCUUUUCAAAAGGAGAAAUCAGUUUAUCUCUCUCCAAAACUCAAACAACUACUGCAGGCCCAAGAAGGUCAAAAAACUGCCAUAGGUCUAAUUACAGAUUGUCAUAGAUUGACCACCCCACUUUCUGUUACUUCACUACCUGCUGUUCAAGGUAGGUUUAAAAGAAGAACCACCUCCCCUCCCACAACCCUACAGCAUAGUCCUUCACAAAGAAACAAUGGCCUAAGCAGUGCAACUGAGGUUUCAUGUUCUCUAAAGGUGCCAAAGAUCGAAAGCCAUUGUAGUACACAUGCCUGGAGUUUAUCUAGCAAAGAUUAUGAUGAUUCCAUGAGCCUGGCAGAAAAAGAGUGGUCUCCCUCAAGAAGUGGGGGGAAUUCUUGCAAUCAGCAGCCUCUUGACCUUUCGAAUACAGUUACUAAAAGAGACAGUAGUGCAAGCAGAUGUUCUGGUGAGGCUGUGCUGGACUUAAGUAUGAGCCGUAAAAGUACUGUUGAGCAUGAAGUGAAGGCAAGCCCAGCAACACUACUGCCUCAUGCAAAGAGAAAGAAACCCAAUACCAGCAUUUUAGAGAAAGUAUUAAUGAAUGAAUAUGCUGGCUUAAGUUCAGCUGGAGAAGAGGGCUCAAACACCCCUGGAAGCCCUGAUGCUCUUUCGUCUUCAGAGAGUGCAACGUGCGUCGCCCCUUCUAGUCCCUGUUCGGGUUCUGAACGCCUUCCUUGUGAAUCAACCUCUCCUCCCUCUCUGACCCCUAUGAAUAUUAAUCCAUCCUCUCCAUCUUCCUCUAGUAUAGCAUCAUGUACACCCCCUCCUCCCAUCCUACCCACUAUCCCUUCACCUUUAUCUUUGCAACAUUUUCAUAUGUCAGACACCCCAUCGCUUUCCCCGGUCCCUGUGUUGUCCCCAGAAAUGUCCCCCAAGCCUGUUGAGCAUAGUCUAGAGGAAGUGCCAGAUGCAGCAACAUUAACAGAGUCAUGCCAUGAUACAUUAAAUCCCAAUAUUAAUGAAUCGGACCAAACUGCUGAGCAGGUACACCCUGCAACAUCUGCACCGCUUCAGGAUACGAAAAGACAUAGUGAAGCAGAUUCAUCUUCAAAGUCUGAAACACUACUUGAGGGCUCAACCCAUGAUUCUAAGCCUCGUUUGUUAAGAAAUGCAGAUCAAGCAGAUUCUUCUCACUUAGACUGGGGUACUGUUUCUGAAACAAGCCAAAGCAGUUCCUGUGAAGGAACUCCCCCUGAAGACCUUGAUAUUAAAACUGAAGGGCAACACAAAUCAGAGUCUUCUCAUUCUACAGUACAAUCAACUAUCAAAAAGGAAUUCCCCUCAGCCUCCUUGCACAGCAAAUUGCAGCUUUCUCAGAAAUCAUUAGCAGUCGAUAGCAACUUGCUUGUAGAGGAUACAGGGAAGAAAGAAGAGCCGGUUGAGGUUACAGGGAAUGGGGGUGAUGUUUCCACAUCAGCUUCACCUGGAACUCCAGCCCGAAGUUCUGAUGAAAUUGUGACACCAGAGCGAGAGAUAUUUGUCAAGACAUUUGUGUGUAAUGUUUGCAAAGGGCCAUUUCAUUCCAUCAAAGACCUUAGUGGCCAUAUAAUAGAGCAUGCAUCAGAGUGGCCUUUUAAGUGUGAGUUUUGCGUGCAGUUAUUUGGUAAUGCUACUGCACUCCUUGAGCACCGCUCCUCUCUUCACGGAGUGGGAAGAAUUUAUAUUUGCUCUAUUUGCUCAAAGGAGUUCGCCUUCCUCUGCAAUCUCCAGCAACAUCAAAGUGACCUACAUCCAAGUCAGAACUGCACUCACACUGCUGUUGAAAAUGGGAAGCUCAGACUUCAGAAUUACACCGAUCCUGAUCAGGCAAAUAUGGAGAAACAUUUCAAUGACACGGUUGAUGACUCAACUGCUGGAGCCCCCUCUCAAGAUUCUUCUGAGGAGCAUAGCAAUAUUGACACUAAGGCAGAAGGCAAAGCAGAUGCCCAUGAGGACCCUACAGAAGAACUGUACACUACAAUAAAGAUUAUGGCAUCUGAGGCUGGUAAACCGAAAGGCCCAGAUGUACGGCUUGGCAUCAAUCAACACUACCCCAGUUUUAAGCCUCCACCUUUCCCCUACCAUAACCGAACACCUGAUGGCGCAGUAGCCUCAGCUACUCAUUUCACUACACACAACAUCCCCCAAACAUUUAGCACUGCAAUCCGGUGCACAAAGUGUGGAAACAGCUUUGACAACAUGCCUGAACUGCACAAACACAUAUUAGUUUGUGCUAAUGCUAGUGAUAAGAAACGCUACACCCCUAAGAAGAAUCCCAUUCCUCUCAAACAGAUUGUGAAGCAGUCUCCCAAUGGCUUGCUAUCCACCACAGGAGCUGCCGCUGGUCAGAAUGCUUUUCGUAGGAUGGGUCAGCCUAAAAGGCUUAACUUUAACCAAGAAUUUUCAUCCAAAACAAAAUUAACAGCCCUGAAUAAGAAGAAAAACCAGCUGGUCCAGAAAGCCAUAUCUCAGAAGAACAAAUCUGCCGCUACAGCAAAGAAAUCGGUAACCCGGGUAAAGGAGGAAGAGACCCAAGAUGUUCAUUCGUGCCCACACUGUAGUCGAGAGUUCACGUACCCAGCCAGCCUCGCCAAGCACAUCGCUUGCAGCUGUCCACAAAGACCUGUCGCCAAGAAGUUGAAAAAAGGAGCACUGACGCUUCAAGACAAAAAUAUGAAUCUACGAAGUAGAGCCACUGACUCUGAAGUCAUACAAGAGACAGGCUCUGGGACAAGCUCAAAGCCCUUGGGGAAAACCAGAGCCCGUAGCUAUGAGCCAGGGGAGAGUGAGGUUCCACCAGCAAGUAAAGGAAAAGCUCCUCAGGUACGUACCAAGAGGCCAGGCUCGAAUGCAGACAACACAGGCACCCAAAGUAAAAAAAGCAAAAAGAGUAGUGACCCACAAACCUUCAUAACUCCUGUACUUACUGAUGAACCUUCAACAAGGCCUCUGGCGAAAGUGCAACGUGGACCUAAAGAUGUUGUGAAUGAGACUGCAGUGAAAACUCCACAGUCUAAGAAAGAGGACCGUUUUUCAGUAAAGACACGGGAGAGGGUAGGUGGGCCAGUCACACGCAGUCUACAGAUGGCUAGUGGUUCAGCUCCUAUGGAAGUGAAGACUGAAGACUCCUUAAACCUUGAACUAGGGUCUGAGGAAAUGAGUUUGUUGAAUUUAGCCAGUUAGAAGUCCAUGUUCUCUGAAGGAUCGCUUUGCUUUUCCUGCCAGUGACUGGAAGGGGAAGUUCAUUCAGCUAAAUUGGAUUAACUUGAUUGGAGCCAGAAUGUUCAGGGUGGCCAAGAGUUUUCUACCUACUCAUGUUUUACUUUGGCCCAGUGGAAUUAUCCUCACAAUGCACUUUUAUUAAUAAUCCUUUGGAUGUGUAACACCCCCAAAAUGGACUGAAGAUUAAUAAAUGCAUCUUUAUCAAGCGUAAAAUCACUUGGUUUAUCAUUGUUGACCAUUUGGUUGUGUUAAAGGAAUGGUUCAGCCCAAAAUGAAAAUUGUCAAAAAUGUUACUUGCCCUCCUGUUCAAACACGACUUCUUUGUCUUAAGGGGAACACAAAAAAAUAUCUCAAUCUGUUUUUUUUAAUUGAAUGACAAUUGAUGGUGACUCACUUUAAUGUGACAUGUGCAUCAUAUGCUGUGCUUUCUGAAAACUGAUAUUUUUUUUCUCACCAAAUCAUACUGUAUCCCUUUUUGGAGACUUUAAAUAUGACAUGAUAUGCAUUGUUUUUUUUUUUCAUUAUCACAUAAUUUACAUAUAGUGGUGUGUUCCCCAUAUGUAAAUCGGAUGGGUUUGGAUAAAAUGAUGAGGUAUUGCAUAAGGCAAUCAUGAACUAGUUGCUCUUUCUUGGUCUGGUUUAAUUGAUAAGAGUUUAGUACCCAACGGUCACCUAAUGCAUGUGCUCUGUAUACAGUAUGAGUGGACCGAUCCCCUUUGUCUAUACUCCCGUUUUGACCUGCUCCUCCUCUUUUACUGGGAAAAAUUAUUUGAUGAAAAGUAUAUAUGUAUAUUUAAGUAAAUGUAAUCCUCCACAGGAAUGUAGAAUGAAUUGAGCUGUUUGAUACAGUCAGAGUGAGCAGGAGAAAAUUGUUUGCUGUAUGUACAGUAUAUGGUGUUCUACCUUUACCUGUAACAGCCAAAACCUGAAUCCAUUUUGUUUUCUUUUCUCUUUACCUUUUGUAAUCUACAGCAGGUCUGCUGGCCAAUUAAAAUUACACUAAAACUACAACAUUGAUUGAAGAGCUGUCUUCUGCACUUGCAAAAAUAUAAAUUAAAACAAUUGUAAGUGCAUUAUUAAUACCCAAUUUAUGUAAUUGUUAGCAUAUUAGUAAUCUGAUGAAUUCUAAUGUAAAGCACUUUAUUAAGACUAAUUUGCCUUUUGUGAAUAUCAAAGUUUGGGGUUAUUUUACAGGAAGUGAUGACACCAACAGUCUAAACAUAGCAUUAAUUAUCGGUUAUAUUAUACACACCUACAUCACAUCCUGAGGCAUCCUUAGAAAUGUCCUUCCAGUCUGUUAAGACCCCGUUAAUGUUGCAUUAUAAAUAUAAGUAGCUUGUUAUGUCUUGCCAUGUCACCAUUGCAAGCACACAACUCUCUUUGAUAACCAAGCAUUACUCAAAAAAAAAUUAUCGUUUCUUAUUUUCACAAAAUUUAUAAAGAAUGUGCUUAAAUAGAGCAUCUUACUGGACUUAACAUCCUUAGUGGUCUACCUUCUGACUAGGUUCAAACUGGUGUGUUUUCUGCCUUUGGACAGCAUAAUCCUCUCUCGAAUUCUGUCUAUGCUGUGUCAUUUCCACUUCACAACCUGGACAAAGAAGAUCUGAAGGCUUAAAAUUUAAGCAAGGAACUCUUAAGAUGAUUUUUUUCUUUUCAAAAUGUCCAUUUUGAAGUAUACAUCCUUGCUGUCCUGCAUUGAUAUAUUUUUGGGAAUGAGAAUGUUGUGAUUAUGAAUAAUAUUGCUCACAAAUGUAAAAUGCAUUGGUCAAAUUGAUAUAUAAAACUGUUUCUUUUCCAAAUGAAUAUUUGACUUUAGUUUGAAUUUAGAAUAGAUCCAGAAAUGAGGCACUUAUUAAAAAUUC